CGCAGCCGCCAGUCACAGAGCAGGCGCUGAGCGGAGAGGACGCGACGUGCACGGCGCAGGGUGCGAAGGGGAUGAGCCUUGGCGAGAGUCUGCACGCGGAGAGCGCGACCGACACCGACAUGACAGCCGAGGACCGCCGCAGAGCCACCUCCCGGCAGUGAACGAAUCGCUUUUCCAGUGCGUGCGCGCGCGUGUGUGUGGCCGUUGUGUGUGUGUGUUUUUAUAAUCUGUGUUUGCCGGAAUCAAGAUACCACGAAAGACACUUUGACGUCAACCCGAGCUUAAUUAAGGAUAUCUUCGCAUCACGCCUUUGGAGAGUUUUAACGACACGAUGAAGACUUCCGCCUGGGUGUGCUUCGUCGUGGUGCUUCUGGCAAGCGCCGCGCGCUGCCGGGUGCUCCCCGAGGACGAGCCCGACGCCUCCACCAGGGUGUCCCUGUGGGCGACGCGGGCGCACGACUGGCUGCUCGACUCGGCGUGCGCCGCCACCCCGGGCGCUGACGGGGCCCCCGCCCCCGCCGCCGACCUGUGCCGCGACCUGGUCCGCGUGCCCCGGGCCCAGAUCCGCGUGUACGCGGCGGGCCGCAGCACGGGCACCCUCGACACGGCGGAGCCCGUCAUGGCGACGCUGGUCGGCCCCGAGGGUGGCAAGGCCCUUGGCCCCCACGACGCCGUCCUCGUCCUGGACCCCUACCCUGCGGCCAGCUUCGGCCACCUCGUCCUGGUCUUCUUCGUGGCGCUGGGGACGACGGAGGAGCGCUGCGCACUCGUCCGAGGACUGCGACUCGGUAAGCUUGCAUGA
Messenger RNA from Frankliniella occidentalis (western flower thrips), 802 nucleotides. RefSeq lists its product as uncharacterized. The transcript has 2 exons. Bases 332 to 802 code for a protein of 156 amino acids. The record is from RefSeq and is a predicted model, not a curated record. NCBI's taxonomy places the organism in Eukaryota, Metazoa, Arthropoda, Insecta, Thysanoptera, Thripidae.